Messenger RNA from Gambusia affinis (western mosquitofish), 6567 nucleotides. It is a transcript of the gene dennd6a, whose product is annotated as DENN/MADD domain containing 6Aa. The record is from RefSeq and is a predicted model, not a curated record. Lineage: Eukaryota; Metazoa; Chordata; Actinopteri; Cyprinodontiformes; Poeciliidae. Gene Ontology annotation, cellular component: recycling endosome. Bases 201 to 2018 code for a protein of 605 amino acids. The transcript is spliced from 19 exons. Gene Ontology annotation, molecular function: guanyl-nucleotide exchange factor activity.
CGUCACGAGGUGCAACGACAGGACGUUGUUACGUAUUGGCCCAGCUGCUUAUGCUAAAUGCUAGCUAAGUCUCUGGUUUCUGUUUUGUUCUGUUUUGCGGUUUUCUGUUGUCCUCCAACAGGAGUCUGGGUAGAAAAACUUAAUUUAUCAGAUCGUUAACAGUCCUUGGAGCACCUGGACGUCUGUGUCGGGUCGUGGUCAUGGCUCUGCAGGGGCCGGAGGAGGUAGGGGAGCAGGUUGAAGAGCCGGAGGACCUGGACGACCAGGACGCUAGCAGCAUCUCCCCGGCCGAAGAGAUAACCCUUCCACCGGGGACGGGGGGCGACGGAGAGCCGGAGGAGGCUUUCCUCCUGCCGUGGGACCGCUUUUCCUCCUGGCUGCACUGUAUCUGUGUGGUCGGCUUCGACCUGGAGCUGGGCCAGGCGGUGGAGGUAAUUUACCCUCAUCAUUCCAAACUGUCAGAGAAAGAGAAAACAAGCAUCUGCUACCUUUCCUUCCCAGACUCCAACUCAGGUUGCCUUGGCGACACGCAGUUCUGCUUCCGCUUUCGACAGGGAUCCAACAGGAAGUCGUCCCUUGGGUGUUUCCUGGAAAACACGGAUCGAGACGCGCCGCCCUGCCUGAAGCGGGAACAAGGCCAUUACUACGGCUAUGUGUAUUUCCGUCAGGUUCGAGACAAAUCCCUGAAGAGAGGAUACUUCCAGAAGUCUCUGGUUCUGAUCAGUAAGCUGCCGUAUGUGACCUUCUUCCACUCGCUGCUGAAGAUCAUGGCUCCGGAGUACUUUGAGAAACAGGAGCCGUGCCUGGAGGCCGCUUGUAACGACAUCGACCGCUGGCCGACGCCGCAUCCUGGACGAGUCCUGACUCUGCCGAUCAUGGGCGUCGUCAUCAAGGUUCGCAUCCCAACCUGUUACGAUAAACCAGGAACCUCCCAGUUGGUCCAGUCAGCCCAGGGUGACAGUUUGGUUUCAAUCAUUCUCCCGACGAUCCAUGAAGUGGACUUGUUCAGGUGCUUCUACCCGGUCUUCUUCCACAUCCAGAUGCUUUGGGAGUUGGUGUUGCUUGGGGAGGCCCUGGUCGUCAUGGCGCCGUCGCCCGCUGAGUCGUCAGAAACCGUGCUGGCGUUGGUCAGCUGUGUGUCUCCGCUGCGUUACUGCAGCGACUUCAGGCCGUACUUCACCAUCCAUGACAGCGAGUUUAAGGAGUACACGACCCGGACGCAGGCUCCGCCGUCCGUCAUUCUGGGAGUGACCAAUCCCUUCUUUGCAAAGACUCUGCAGCACUGGCCGCACAUCAUCCGCAUCGGAGACAUGAAGCAAGCAGGAGAAGUGGCCAAGCAAAUGAAGGUGAAGAAACUUAAAAACCUGAAAACUUUGGACUCCAAACCUGGUGUGUACACGGCCUACAAGCCGUAUCUCAACAAAGAUGAAGAAAUCAUCAGGCAGCUCCAGAAGGGCGUCCAACAGAAGAGACCAUCGGCGGCUCAAAAUGCGAUUCUUCGACGAUACUUUUUAGAGCUGACUCAGAGCUUCAUCAUUCCGCUGGAGCGAUACGUGGCCAGCCUCAUGCCUCUGCAGAAGUCCAUCAGUCCCUGGAAGAGUCCGCCUCAGCUCCGGCCUUUUGUCCAGCCUGACUUCAUGAAGACCCUGGAGAAAGCAGGACCGCAGCUCACCUCCAGGCUGAAAGGAGACUGGAUAGGCCUCUACAGGCAUUUUCUAAAGUCUCCCAACUUUGACGGCUGGUUCCGGAGCAGGAAAAGAGAGAUGACUCAGAAACUGGAGGCUCUCCACCUCGAGGCUCUAUGUGAGGAGGACCUUCAGCAGCGGGUCCAGAAGCACACAGAGGUGGAGGUGGUUGAUCUGGUUCUGAAGCUCAAAGACAAACUGAGCCAGGCGGAGCGGGAGCAGCUCCCGGUCCGGCCGGGGACUCUGUCCAAACUCAGAGCCCACAUCGACGCCGUCAUCCUGGCCUUGCCAGAGGACCUGCAGGGCAUCCUUCACAAGCCGCCCACAUCCUGAUAAAUCCACUCCUUGGCUUGAAAACGGAUCCAGCCGCUGGCGGGACCCAGGCCCAGCUGGAGGCCUGCUCGGCUCAAACACGGCGUUGGGAAUCAUGUGGUCUGGACCGGCCUGGAGCUGCCAGAUGAAGAGUUUUGUUUUGUUUGGGAAAUGAAGGAGAGCUGAUCACGUCCUCACAUAGACCACUACUAAUCCUGAACCUGUGCUGAGCAGCGGACAGGAAAACUGACUCAACAUUUUUACUGCUGAACAUCUUCGGUUCCUAUUUUUGAACCGGGCUUCAGAGUUUUCAUCCAUUUUUUCUUUUUCUUUAAAGAAAGUGCCCAACUCACUCGCAUGCCCUCACACACACUCAGACUUAUGCAAACAAACUGACCCGAGCAGAGCCAAGCAGUGCAUUAUAUUUAUAUUUCACAGAAAUGUUCUUUAUUGAAACACAAACAGCAUUCAGAACCAGCAACCUGCUCUCAUCCUGCUGCUGUGAAGCGUCGCUCAGGAGCCACGACACCACUACCAGUCUGACAUUAGGUACUCACCGUCUCUGCAAGAACAUCCUGCAACAUGCAUGUUGUUUGUUCUUGUCUGAACCCUGAAUUUGUGUCCAUUUUUAACUGAGCUCUGUGUUGAAGAAGCAACAUUUUACACCUCAAAAAUACAAUUUUCUUGUCCAAUUUCUAGUGCAAAUAUGUAUAAGAAGACAAAACUAACUUACAGGCAACUUUUCAGCAAGAUGUGAGAACUUAUUUUCAGCAGUUCAUUCUUGAAAAUCGAUUUUUAAAAAGUAGAGGUUCCACUAGAUUAUUUUACUUGUAAUAAGACAUUAUACCAUGUUGUAAGAUAAAUAAGCAUCAAUUUUAUGUAACUAUUUUCUCAAUACAAGCUCCUGUAUCUUGUUACUUGUAAUUUAGUUUAGUUUUAUUUCAGCUGUACCAGAAUAUUUUGUGUUUUUGCAGUGAACCAGGUGACCACACUCCAAAAACACCAAAUCUUUUUUGUCAAAUUUUGAUUGAAGUAUUUUAUUACACUUAAAAAAUAAAACUAACUUAAAAAAGUAACUUUUCAGCAAGAUAUGGAAGCUUCCAUUAAGUUAAUAAUUCCUUAACAUUAUUUUAAAAAGUACUGGUUUCACUGGCAGAUUAUUUCACUUAUUACAUGGGGGAAUGUUUUAAGUGUAAUAAUCUGUGAGUGGAACUAGUAAAACAACCUGAAAAAUUAAAAGGUUAAAUGUUUUGUCUUAUUUCAAGUGAACCAAGAUAUUUGCACCAGAAACUACAGCAGAAGGACUUGGUAAGAUUUUGUAUUUUUGCAGUGUAUCGAAGAAAAAAGAGGUAUGAAGUUAUAAUAGCAAAAAAUCAUAAACAGAAAUAAGAAAUAUUUAGAUGUGCUCAUUAUAUUAUGAGUACAAGAUUUUAACAUCAGAAUGUGAAAACUAGCUAAUGUGAAAAUUAAGAUGCAGUUUAUCAUCAUGCACUUAAUUUAAAAUUUACAUUUUUGCUCCUGAUUUCCUUUUUCUUCUGCUGAUAAGGGUGUGGAAUAUUUUUGACUAACCAGCAGUGAAAUUAAUUCAGACAUAAAUAUACAGACUUAUGUAAAAAUUUAUCUAUUAAUAUUACUUUGAUAAAUGAGCAACAGGUAAUUAAAACCUUAAACACCAGGUGAUCAAUGCUUCAUUUCACUGAGCGGUUUGGAUCGGUAAAACGGGUCGCUGUCACUGAAACAGACAAAAUGCCGUCCUAAACCGCACUGGCCUGUAUUACUGCCUGGAAACGAAGCAUAACGUCAACAUAAAUGAACACUAGCUGCUCUGAUUCAAUAUCUGACAUUAUUUCCACUAUUUAAUGCUAAACUUUCGAUAUCCGCUUCAGAUGUGUUGCAUAAAAGACGUUUGUCCAUUUAUGGCCUUCAUGACAAACAGGAUGCACAAAUUUGAAUUGUGAACUUUCUCUAGUCCACACCAAGUCAAAUCUUUACAUACAAGCUCAAAUAUUGUUCGUUGUUUCCCAGUAACGUUUGUGUAAAUUUCCCCAAAGUGUUUUCACUUUGGGGGAAAAAAUGCUAAAGCUAGCAUUUUUUAGUUACCUUUACAUUUUAAAGGGACUGUUUUGAGCUGUGCAUCAUAUAAUGUUAUUUUCUCAUCAAAAACAUAUCUGGAGUGUUGCCUUGAUUGUUUCACGCAUGUUUGAGAAAUCAUUUAAUUUCCAUGGCAACCAUUCAGCUGUCCAAAACACCUGUGUGGACCUAGCCCCACUUUCAAGGCACACUAAGCUCCUUCAGACUAGCCAGCAGCAAUUAGUAAACACCUGGUGGAACAUCUGCUGAGCUCAUUAUAGGAGCUAUUUCUCGGUGUAAUGCUGGUACGUUGUUAAAGGGUUAAUAGAGGAGCCAUGUUGGGAUGACCUCCUGAAGGUGGAGUUUCAGAAAGAGCAAGAGUUUUAAAGAGACAGAGGCCCAAUUUAAAAACGUUAAAUUACAGUAAAAAAAUUUAAGUAAAUUUUGUUUUAAGUCAUAUUUGAUAUAUAGAGCAUUUUUUUGUCAUGUGAAGGUAACAUAGUUACUUGAUUGCACUAUAAAAUGGCACUAUGAGCCUGGAAGACACAUCAUAUUGCCCCUUUGAAACAUUGCUGAAUUCUUCAGCAUUUUUGGAUAAAGUUAUUAAAAAUGGUGUUGGUCAAAAUGUGGCUCUGGUUGCAAACCCUUGAGCUAGAUGUUUGAACUCAGUUGACCUUUCUAGAUCCCAAACAGAACCCGACAGGCUAACAUUAAGCUAAGCUAAUAUUUGUAGAGAAAUCAGAUGAUUUUUAAAAGAAGCUGGUGAAUCACUACAAAAACAUUUAGCCAAUUAUAACAAGGUUCCCUAUAUAUUUGAGACUGUAUGUAUAAUUUUGACUAUGUGAAUCACAGAAAAUCCAAAACAAUUCCAAAUUAUUUACCUCAUUGUUGCUUUUGUUGGGUGUGUGAUGCUCUUUAAAUCCAUUAAAUCAAUGACCUGCCUGCGUGCCACUGAAGAGGUCCGGUACCAUGUGUUGUUACGUAAAACUGACGUCUUCUGGAUGUCGUUCUGAAGGGAAGAUGCUCAUCAGAAGCAUUUUCCCAUCAUUAAUCUAGAUUCCAGAUUAAAUCAGAAAUCUAAAACCAAACGAGGAGAUCGUUUGGUGAGAAACACAAACUGAUAAAAUUCUGCUUUAUGUUUUUUUUUUUUUAUAAUGAGCCUAAAAAUUGAUUCUGUUCAGCUUGGAGCUCCUCUUGGUGUCAACCGGGUCCGUUUUAUGAAGCCCAGUUAAAAUAAAACUGCAGAGAAUCCUGGUAAACUGGAUUGAACAGUAAAAUGACAGUAAAACUUUAAGCGGUUGAAGAAGACAUUUUAUGCCAAAAAACAAAUAAUGGAAAAAUAAACUUUUAUUUUAUAUAUCGGUAUGUUCCAAGCAGAGUCAAAAUCUUUUGUCAGCUGUUUUAUAUCAAAUUAAAGAUUUUAAUUGUUUUUAUUAUUUUUAAGUUAAAACCACAAAUUUAAGAUCAUUUUGUUUUAUUUUUAUGAUUUACUGCAUAAAGGAAAGUUUCAGAAAUUUUAAAUUAACAAAAUAAAAGGCCCCUGAGUUUACCAGUUAACUUUUAUGAGAAUAAUUAAGAGUCAAGAUGUUGAAAAAAUUUUGUUGCAAUCGUGAAAUACGAAUGUUUGUGGAGAUAAAUAUUGCCUUAAAAUGGGAAUAUAACCAAAGACCAAACUAAUUAGAAAAGUAACCUCUCAGUUUGUAAAUAUGAACAAAAUACCUUUAAAAACACUUUAAUGACACAUUUUUUUCUAAAAGUACCAGAAUAAGGUUUUGACCAGAUGCAUAAAGGGAAGAUGAUCAUUGCUGCAUGUUUCAGCUCUAUAACCACAACCUGUGUAUAUUUUUAAAUGCUAAACUGUCUUAAUAUGUUUAGUUUUUAAGGCUUUUUGUUGACUACAUCAGUUAAAUUGAAAAAUCAAGUGUCCUUAUUGAACAAUUAAAGAACCUGAGCGCCAAGCAACACUUGUAGUUUUAUUGGCAGUGUACUUACAGCUACAUGGAUGGGAAUGAUGCUUAAAACCGCUGCAAAAUUCAAGAUUUUCAGACUGUAUGACAUGUUAUAAUAAACAUCCUAGAACAACUAACAAUGAACAGCAAUAACAAAUAAAAACAAGUUGAUAUUAAGUCGUCUUGUGCUGAUGGUGUUUGUUUUGUAAUGGUUUUUAUUUCUUUGUUAAAAAUUUCUCUGUUUUAACUAAAUCUGCAUUUCACAGUAAUUUUUUGGCCUUUUAACAUUAUUUUAAAUUGAUUUCACACUUAAAAUGUUUUGGUUUUUUUGAGCCUUAAUGGUCAGACAAUCCCAUACUGGCCGAUUUUAAAAAAACUCCAAAAGUUUGAUAUUUGUGAAAAACGUACAAUCUUGAAUUUAUUUAGAGGCUCGAACACUGCAGAUUGAGUUUUGUACAUAUGAAAUGUUUAGGAAAUGAAAAGCCAACAGGCUGUAUAAGGAUGUAGAAUCCAUAUUUUGUUAUUAAAAUAUGUCUUACUAAACAGAAUAA